Molecule: messenger RNA, 4911 nt
Organism: Schistosoma intercalatum
Lineage: Eukaryota; Metazoa; Platyhelminthes; Trematoda; Strigeidida; Schistosomatidae
Source: the annotation of a GenBank genome assembly
GUAAUGUUCUAGCUCGCAAUUUGAGUUGGCACCAAAGUUCAUGUGUUAUAUUCGGCGAUGAGUAAACAGGCAUCUACUUAUACUCUCCCUCCUAAAGAACUCUCAAUAUUCAAGAGAGUUGUUAAAUAUUAUGACCAAAAGCAGUACAAAAAUGGAUUAAAGUAUGCUAAACAAAUCCUAAGCAAUCCAAAAUUUAGCGAACAUGGAGAAACUUUGGCGAUGAAAGGUAUUUUAUUAAAUUGUCUUGGUAAGAAAGAUGAAGCAAGGGAAUAUGUGAAGCGUGGUUUAAAGGCCAACAUCACCAGCUUUGUUUGUUGGCAUAUUUAUGGUCUUAUUCAUAAAUCUGACCAUAAGUACGAAGAAGCGAUAAAGUGCUACUUGCAAGCUUUAAAGUUAGAUAAUGAAAAUUUACAAGUGCUAAGGGAUCUUUCAGUUUUACAAAUGCAGUUGAGAGAUUAUGAAGGAUGCAGGGACAUACGUUACAAGUUGCUCCUACUGCGACCUAGCCAAAAAGCAUCAUGGAUUGGCUAUGCUUUAAUUCACCAUUUGCUGGGGAACUAUGAAAUCGCUCUUACAGUCAUCAAUGAGUUCAAAAAGGGUCAAAGUGAAAUACCUCAGUUCGAUUACGAACACAGUGAGCUACUACUCUACCAAGCAAUGAUCAUGCUUGAAGCUGGAAAAGAAAAUGCUGCCUUAGAACAUCUAAAUCAAUAUAGCAACGAAAUAGUUGAUAAAAUAUCUUUGUUGGAAAUGAAGGCUCAACUUCACUUGAAACUUGGACAGUAUAAGGAAGCGGUUGAGUGUUCAUGGAGCUUAAUUGAUCGAAAUCAGGAAAAUAGUUUAUAUCUUGAGCUUUUGUCACAGGCAAAUACAGCUUUAGUCAGUGGUAUAACAGACGCAAAUACUGAAACAACGAAGAAAACUUAUGAGUCAGUUAUUGCCCGUUACCCCCAAUCCCGUCUAUCUAGACGGUUGAUUCUGAAUUAUUGUUCAGGUGACGAGUUUCUCCAGCGUUUGGAUGCUUACCUAAAGCCAUACAUCAGAAAAGGUGUUCCUCCACUUUUUAUACAACUUGUGGGGCUUUUAAAUAACUCUGAAAAGCUUUCAGCUUUUGAAAGUCUUUUAACUAAAUAUCGUAACAGCAUGAGUGCCAUCGGAUCCCUUGAUGCACAGGAAAGUAAUGAAAAAGAAGCUCCCACAACAGAUGUUUGGCUUAACUAUUUACUAGCUCAGUAUUAUAACUUCAAAAGAAAAUAUCAGGAAGCCAUUGAAAUCAUAGAUUCUCAGUUGCUCUCAACACCUACGUUAGUUGACUUUUAUGUCCUAAAAGCCGAUGUCUUUCAUGAUGCAGGGGACUAUAUAACAGCCAGUCGGUGGAUGGAAGAGGCCCAAUCUCUAGAUACAGCUGAUCGUUUUAUUAAUGCUCGCUGUACAAAAUUCAUGGUGGAAGCUCAUCGCCUUGAAGAUGCCACUAACAUGGCUUCUAAAUUUACAAGGGGAAACACAUCGCCAAAGGAAUACUUGUCUGAGAUGCAGUGCAUGUGGUUUCUGUUAGAUAAUGCCAGAGCACUUAAAGAAAUGGGCAGAUUUGGUGAUGCCCUUAAGUUGUGUCACGAAGUGCAGCAACACUACAGAAAUAUUCUUGAUGAUCAGUUAGACUUCCAUUCCUACUGUCUGCGGAAGGUUACGCUACGAUCAUAUGUUGAGACACUGCGAUUAGAAGAUCGUUUACGGGAUCAUCAGUCUUAUUUUGAUACCGCUCAACUUGCAGUUGAAAUUUACUUGCAACUGUAUUCUCAACCAUUGGACAGUAUUGAUGAAUCUCCUCACGGCGAAAAUGACGGUAUGUCUUCAUCUGAAGCUAAAAAGCUACGAAAUAAACAACGGAAAGCUGCUAAGCGUGCGGAAGCGGAAGCUGCUCGGGCUCGAGCUGAACAAGAACGUCGAGAACAAGCAGCUCGUUCAAGACAGCCUGCAUCCGAAGAAGCAAAUGCAGAUAACCCAUCCAUGGGAGAAAACGACCUAGAUGCUAAUCUACUGGCCAGACCUGAGGAUCCACUUGAAGAGGCAUCCAAAUUUCUUCUCCCUUUGUUGGAUUUGUCUCCUAAAAUUAUUGAGGCUUAUUGUUUGGCCUUUGAAGUUUAUGAGAGAAAGCGAAAAUUUCUCCUCAUGCUCAAAUGGAUUUCUCGUGGUGUGCAACUUACAAAUUCACGUGACAAUCCUUGGUUUCAUGAGUGCUGUGUGAGAUUUCUUCUCCAGCUACACAGUCGUGGAAAAUCAGAUGAUAUAGUUGGCAAAGUUCUUACAUCCGAAGUCCCUAAGUUAUUCAGCGAGUGGCCAGAAAAUAUUUCAUUUGUUCAAGAAUAUAAUAAAAGAUUUAAUCACCGUAAUCAGGACACAUAUCCUCAUGUAUUCAGAUAUACGUUAUGUCAAUGUCUGAUUGACCCACAACAUAGAGAUAAUUAUCUUAGUAAGAUUCCAUUACCAAAUGAUAACUUUAAAGGUGUUACAUGGCAAGUAAGUGUUGGGUUUCGCACUUUGAUUUAAUCCUUUUUACUACCGGCGAGACACUAUGUUUUGAAUGGUGUCGUUUCAUCCAUAUGGAUCUGUUUUGUCUUUUUAUCGAAUAAAUAGCUUAAUCACUUCUAUUGAAAUCGCAUUAUCUUUUGCAUCAAUUUUGUGGUUCCUAUCUAUUUCAAACAGCGUUUGUAGGAUAAGUUUUCGUCUUGAUGCAUCAUCCCUAAAUUAGGGUGUUUUCUGUCCUUCCGACUGAUAUAACUACAGUGCUACUAACUCCUGAAACGAUAAACCUUUUAUUUCCAUGCAAUUUUGAUGCUUAUCUGUAGGACCAAUAAUGAUAUGGUGGAAAAAAGUCGGUUCUAAUACAUACAAAAAACUGUAGUUGACUAAACAUUUGUUUCUUUCCUUACGAUUCUCGACUUUUCAAUGGAAGUAUCUAAAAAUUGUUCGGACACUAAAAAUAGCUGUAAAUGAACUAAGUUGUUCUCGUAAUGCACCUAUUAAAAAUCUUCGUUACUAAUUUUGACUUCAAGUGAUUGACUUCGACAAAAAUAAAAAAGCAAGAAUGGUGAACUUACAAAUUUCUUUCUCAACCACUUAAUAUAGCCAAAGAUGGAUGGUGGCUAGCAGUGGAAUCCAGGAGGUACGUUUCGUCCUACUUGAGACUCGUCAGCUGAUGUACCUACAUCCCAGAGUUGAUGUUCACUCCAGGACGCGAGUCCUUUACAGUUCACUUCAAACGCCAUCGCGUUAUCCACUUAGCUACUGAGUCCUGAUAACCACUUGCUUUUGUAAUGUGGGAAAGUUUACAUUCACUUGGUAUUGUUUAUUUGAACCUUUCCAUUGAUUAAGACUGCAAUUGAUCAAUCAAUCGGCAGAUUCAAACAAACAAUACUAAGCCGUUUAUUAUAGUGCUAGGUAUUUAAGAGUGUACAUAGAUGAUUUCUUAAGGGACCUGAAAGGAAACUAAGUUAGUAGUGGUCCUGGUGACCUGGGAGUGUGACUUUAGUGGCCAAGAGAUAACUACUCGAGGCCGGUCACUUACAGCUUUUUUAUGUGGAGUUUUUGACGUGUCAGCCCCGCAAUUCAAAAAGGCCUUACCGUUGAAGACGGUAAUGCAUAGGGUAAGGUGUGACAUUUUUGUGUUCUCCCAUUUUUAAAACACCAUCCUUUUAUCAGAAGGCAGUAUAGCUACAGAUGCUGGCUGUCAGAAGGAAAAAUUCUACUACUAUCACACCCCUCUAUAGUCAGCAGUACGACUUCGCCCUUGGGUUCAAAUAUGAUACUUUUAGUUCUACUCCAACAAACAAACGACAUAUGGAUGAGCAGUUGAAACCUAACUGUUGGAUGUAAGAGGCAGACUACUCACGCUGCACCACAUAAGUACUAAUAUUACUUUAAUUGUGUUUAUAUAAACUCUUUUAGAUGGUUUUUCUUUUUGUAUUUAGUCCAUAUCUUAUUUUUCAUGUAAGUAAUAUUAUACCUUUCAACCGUUUUUAAUGAUAUUUUCUUCGUAGUAAAAGUAAUGAUAUACGCAUCCUGCUUUUUUUAGGAAUGCCGCACGUGUCUAGAUAUUUUGCGUAGAGGUCAGUGGACGUUACUGGGUCGUUGUGACCCAUCUGUCAUAGAAAAGUAUCGUUGUGCUUGCAACGAAUAUUUUCCAAUGGCAAAUGCAUUUCUAACAACCUCACAAAUAGAUAUAUUACGUCAGAAUAUGAUUGAAGCAGCUAAUUCAUCAGCUAUAUCUGGUGUGUUCCUUACGCCGAAUGACAAGGAUCAAUUAUCGGAACUCAACACGGAUCAUGGAAGUAAACUAUCAAAUGAAUUUUCUAGACUAACUACUGAACCUAUGGUUAAUGGUGAUCUAAAGGAUUCGACUAGUUGGAUUCCUCAAUCGUGUAAGCAAGUUACAGUAACAAAUAAGGCAACUGAUAUCGUUGUUUAAUUCUUGAAGAACCUACUGAAAUCUUUGCCUAUCCAUUUUAUUCGCUAAAAUUUUGUGUAUGUAUUCAGAAGUUUGUGAAUACUGACUCAUUUGUAUUUUCCAUUGUCCAAUAGUAAAUGUACACUGUUGUAGAAUAAGUUUGAAAUCCUUUUUUUCAUGUGAAUAUUUCUUGCAUGGAAACUUAUUUAAAUACUUUGGUUCAGUAAUAUUACAUAUGAUUAUUGUAUCACAUGUGCAUAAAACUACUUCGUGAAAUGCUUUUGUAAUUUCAAAAAUCGUGUACAACAAACUUUACCUACUGUAUAUGCGCAGAUUGCGUACUUCCAAAUCUGUUCCAGAACCUAUUUGCCAAAUGACUUGUUGAUAAUUGUGAUCAUUAUCAUCAUAUUUACACUGAGUGAAGUUGGUAUGAGCGUUUAUUUUAACAAUAAAAUCUUUAGCUUUCU